UCAGCCUGGAACUCGCCCCAGCUGGCGGAAAAGAGGCCGCGCCCGGAAGUGUGGUACUCCGGAAGCGAGGGCUUUUGGGAACCAACUCCGGCCUAAGGGACCGGAAGUGAGGUAACGCCAGGCUCUCGCGAGAAUAGAGCAGCUUUCCCCCGUAACCAUAGCGACGCGGCUGGCGUGGUCGGCUGAUAAUGGAAACGCCUCCAGAGAUGCCCUCCACUGAUGGCCACACUCGAGCUAUAGUUACAGAACGAUACGUGGUUGAGUCGAAGAAGUCUGCAGCUCAUGUUCCACUGGCUUGCAGCACACAGCACUGUGCUUUCCCUUUAGAUGGGAGCCGUCUCUGUGUGUGGAGCUCCAAGGACCCUUCUCACCAGCUUCUCACCCUACAAGGACACCAUCAAUUGAUUACUGCUGUGGUUUUUGGAAAUCAAAUAGAUCCACUUCUCCUCUGCUCUGCAUCAGAGGAUUAUAUUAUAAUGUGGAACGUGGCUGAAUGCAGAGAGAAGACACUUAAAGGGCUGACUCCUCGAGGGACUAUCCUGGGCUCCCUUUUACAAACAGUGUUGUGUUUGCGAUUUAGUCUGGAUGAUCGUGCUAUUGCAGUGUGUGCUGGAAACAAAAUAUCUGUGAUGGAUGUGGAGAAGCAGUCUGUGCUGGUAGAGUUGAAGGGCCAUCAAGGCUCAGUGACAGCAGUGGAGUUCUGUCCCUGGCAAGCACACACCCUCAUCUCUGUGUCUGAAGACCGAAGCUUUAAGGUCUGGGACUUUUGUGUGGGAUCCUUGAUAUACAGUUCAUCCAUUUUAACAGCUUACCCUCUCCUAAAUUUGCUUAUCAAUGAAGAAAACCAACAGCUGGUCACCGGCAGUGCUGAUGGCCAGCUGUGGAUCUUUAGUUUGAUGGAGGGACAUCACUACCACUGUGUGGCACAUGUGGACGUAAGGAAGAAAAGGGAGACUUUCACCACCCGAAGAAUGAUGGCUGAGCAGUGCAGCCUGCCAGAAGACCAUCAGUGCCGGUGCAGACAUGAGGCGGAUAAAAGGGGAGAGGCUGAAGCAACAUUCCCUAUCCUGAGCCUGGCGCCCUGUGACCUCUGCCUGCCGGAUUCCCAGCGUGGAGCUUUUGCUUCUGAGUGCACCAAAUGUCUAUGGAUUGGAAGCUCAACAGCUCUAUUCAUAUUGAACCUGGCAAGCUUUGAAUUGGAAGCCGCUUUACACUUCAAGGAAUUUCAGAGCCUGAGCGUCCAAGUUGCUGGGUCGUGUGCAAUGGUGAGCGAGCCCAUGAGCGCCAAGGCAUUUUGCAUGCUUUCAUCUAUGUUUGGGAGUAAGAUUGCUGUAUUGGAAAUUGACUUGGCUGCUCUGCUCAGCACUCAGCAGUACCCUCGGGCAGGAAAGGUGCUUUCUGUGCUGGCAAGCUCCUGUGUCCUGCCAACUUCUCCACUGUAUUUUGGAAUUAUUAAGGAAAAAUUUCCUAAGCUUGCCAAUACCAAACAACAUGGACUCAGUGGUGACUGAUGCUCCUCUGUGUCCCCGUCAAGGACCAACUCACAGUCUCAUAGUCUCCUGAUCGGCUUAGUUAAGAAGAUAAAGGCCCCAGGCAGCUUUACUGAUGCAUUCUGUAUAUAUGUACCGCAUCUGUAUGUAUCCUUACCUUCUACCCUCUGGCUACUGAUCUCCAGCUGGCUUAGAUGUGGCCCUGAACCUCCCUUGUGUUGCUAGGGCCCCUAUCAUCUAGAGCUCUGCCCUCCAUUCUGAGGAGUAGUAAGUUAAUAAACUCAUGAAUUUGUUCUGUGAGGCAGGUGGCCUACCCCUGUUUGCACUGUGGCUUUUCUUGGUUGACCCCUCAGUGGAAUUCCCACUGGUCUGUGUGCUGUGGUCCAUUCCUGUGUGUUUCCUACAGGGACCCUGUACUGGGCUGUAGUCUAAAUGCAUUUGACACAUGAGCUGUUAUCUGGGCGUGAUGACACAUGCCUUUAAUCCCAGCACCCACGAGGCAGAGGCAAUUAGACUUUUGUGAGUUCAAGGCAAGCCUGGUAUACUAAGUGAGUUCCAGGCCAGCCAGGACUGUUACAUAGAAAAACUCUGUCUAAAACAAACAAACAAAAAAUAAAUAAAAAACCAAAACAACACCAAAGCAAAAAACAAGAGAAAGAGAGAGCGCGCGAGCGAGCGCAAAGCAAAGAAAUAAACAGUGCCACACAUUAUAUGGUUUAGUAUAGUCUACAUUACUUUCUGUCCCUUUAAUGUCCUUGAUGAAUUCCUGGCUGUUAUUCAUUGGCUUGAUUUCUGGAUAGAGCCUCUUCAUUUUAGAGGUCAGAGGUCAUUUUGUUUGACUUUGCCUGGUUUGGGGAGACUGUUCUUUUUUUCCCAGGACAGUGAAAUUGUGAUGUUAAAUGUAUGCUGCUUCUUUCACUUCAUGUCAUACAGCUGUGAAGAGUGUCGUGGAGGACAGGCCCCUGGUUUUCCACACUAAGGUUAGGUCGUCCGGCUAUACAUUGGCACCACAGUGAGUAUAAGCAUCAUGUCCUCUGUGCCAGUGACAGAACAGAGCUGCAGGUAUACAAUAGGAAUAGGGUUUAAUACAGACACUAAUAUGUCCUGGGGUUCCCACCAUGAACAGGGUGGGUAGAGGCCUGAGUAGGAUUAUAGUGUGGGUUGGACCCUAGCAUGCCACAGUCACCACAAGGGUAGCAUAUAUACAGCUAAUACUUGUUAAAUCCCUAUGUUGAUCUCCACUCAGGGCCUUGAGUUCUUGUCAAAUCAUAAGGUUGGCUGUGGAGAGGAGAAGCUGGUGGGGUUGAGAAGUGGAGAAAGGUGAUACAUUAAAACCAUGUAGCCCACUAAGGCCUGACGAAACACCUUAAAAUUUUUCGAGCUCAUUCACUCCCGAAUUUGUGGCCAGUCCCCCAACCCCCUCUCUCAUAAAUACAGCCUGUUGAGCUUUUAGGGCUGUCCAGUGGGAUUGUAUAACCUAUUAGCAAGUUCAUCCUGAAACACAGACCUUUGAUUAGAAACGUUUUGUUCCCAUGUCAGGGUGUAAACGCUGGAUAUUUAAAAUAGGAAGUAGCAAGUCUAACGGUGAGGCUACUUAGAGACCAGGAAACAUAGUAUCGUGAUAGUGGGAGAGACUGCCACGAAGUCUGGAAGUUCCUUAGUCCUUCAAAAGUCUCAGAUCUUUCAAGGGCAAAUCUACUUCUUUUUAUAAUGUGUAGUCACACCACUCUUCUUAUCUCAAAGCUGGAAUUUAUAUGAUGUAGCCCACUACAUACAUCAUAACCAUUCCUUUAACAGUAGUCAAAGCUGCCCUAGAGUCUGGGGCCCCGGUGGGCUUCCUGCACAUAGAGCACGUGGCAGGCUAGGGUGAGGUCUCUGUCCUCUCCUAGUCAGUCUUCUCAUCUGAUCUUCCCUCUUGCCCACCCACUCUCACCUCAACCUCAAGUCCCCACUCAGAACUUUCCCAGGCCUCUCACCUAGGUGAGUCUUCCUGUAUGCAACUUCAGCUCCACUGCCCCUCGCAGCCCUCCCUAUCUCACCUUCUUUCCCUUUCCCAAUGGCAGCAAGUGUGGAUGCUCAUUUACUUCAUGUCUGUUCUACCAACCAAGCACAGGGGCAGCACUUGGCUCCUUGAACUCUCAAAUAUGACACGAGUAGAUGGCAGGUAGAUAAAAGGAGGGGUGGGUAGCGGGAUGGGCAGAUGGAGGGAGUGACCACGCAAGGAAAGAAAGAUGAACAGACAGAAGGAUGAGUGUGUCCCAGGAGUGGCCUGCUGGCCACAUGAACACCAGGAUAGCUGUGACUACAGCCAACACAAAACCAUAAAUCUACUUAAAACCAUGUGAGCCUUUAGUGUGUUGAGCUUUUAAAUUCGAUUGCAUACUUUUGAGCAUGAAGUUCACAGAUGACAGCGUGGCCCAGAGAAGGCAGCCCAUGAAUGGAUGAUGGUGGAUGGGUGGAUUGGAAAUUCAUGCCUUAGGGCAACAGUGCAGCAUUUUCAUCUGCGAGCUGAAGUGUGGAUGAUGGUGUUCCUGGGGCUGUCCUGGCAUUUUGAGCUGAGAAGCAUUAGAUAGGGUCACUAAGGAGGAAGUGUGUAGCAUUGUGACAUGUCUGAGUCAGAGAGAGUGCCGGUUCUUAGAGGCCAAGGAGAGUAGGAGGUCGCUGAAAAAAGUAUGUAAGUUUGUACAUGUUUAAUUUUUCUUUAUAAAAUGUAAAUAUCGUAGGAAAUUUAGAAUCCUAAUUGGUGAAAGUUAUAUAUACACUUGUUUGUAUGUGUUUUC
Mus musculus (house mouse) is the source of this 4270-nucleotide messenger RNA. It is a transcript of the gene Wdr27, whose product is annotated as WD repeat domain 27. NCBI's taxonomy places the organism in Eukaryota, Metazoa, Chordata, Mammalia, Rodentia, Muridae. The record is from RefSeq and is a predicted model, not a curated record. The transcript is spliced from 14 exons. The coding region runs from base 189 to 1511 and encodes 440 amino acids.